Molecule: messenger RNA, 1835 nt
Organism: Salvelinus fontinalis (brook trout)
Lineage: Eukaryota; Metazoa; Chordata; Actinopteri; Salmoniformes; Salmonidae
Exons: 7
Coding region: 100-1296 (398 amino acids)
Biological process (GO): negative regulation of endopeptidase activity
Cellular component (GO): extracellular region
Molecular function (GO): cysteine-type endopeptidase inhibitor activity
Source: RefSeq, a predicted model, not a curated record
ACAAAGUAAACAGAUGUGGUAGGAGGAGAACAAGAGACAUUUUUCCACUUGACAUUUACCCACAUUGGCGACAAAAAAAGUUUAUUAAAAACUAUUAAAAUGGGAAAAUGUACCUGGAUUUUACUGUUAACUCAUAUUUUGCACGCCUGGGGCCAGAUGAUAGAGCUAUUGCCCACACCUUGCAACAACAAAGCUGUGGAGAAGCUUUCCAAAUUGGCCCUCACCUACAUCAAUGAAGACCGAACCGAGGGGUAUAAAUUUGCCCUCAAUAGAAUAUCCAACGUUCAUCUUCACGCUCAGGGUCCAGCUGGAAACGUCUACUACCUCCUUCUAGAUGUGUUGGAGACCAAGUGUCAUGUGAGAAGCCCUAAACCCUGGAAACGAUGUGAUGUCAGACCCUUCAUGGAAACCCAAAUCUCUGGGAACUGCAAUACCACCAUUCUCCACACAGCCAAUGGAUACUCCUACCUGUACAGCUACGACUGCACACUGGUGCCUGACCCUCCAGAGAAGCUGCAGCAGACAUGUCCAGCCUGCCCCUUGCUGCUGCCCAUAGACAGCCCCAAGGCGGUGCACGCUGCUGGGCUGACCCUCUACAAGUUCAACACGCAGAGCACCCUACCCUCCAGCCUGGGCCUGCAGAACCUUACCAGAGCCUCCGUACAGAGUGGGCCCGUGCCUGCUACCUUUGUGGAGUACACAGUGCAGGAGUGUCGCGAGGGCUAUGUGGGCAUGUGUGUGCCAACAGACAACAGCGGAGACCCAGCUGGGUUUUGUAAGGGGGCGGUGUAUGGAGCUAUCGGCCAACCAGACGUGGAUGUCUCUUGUGAAAUAUUCCAUCCAAAGGGCAUUGAUGUUUUCCAUGACCUGACCCCUCCUCGACCCCCAACGAUACCUGAAGUCCCCAUCUUUGUCCCCAAUGUCCCCAUUAUCAUACCCUCCUACCCCACAGCCCCCCCUCCUCUUCUGGAGGAGCCCCAAACACAACCCUUUGACCCCAGUAUCCUGGUUGACCCUACACGCAUCUUUCCCAACCCCCCUAUCCCCAACCCCAACCCUUCGUCUUCCAGCGAGUCUCAGGAGACUCCAGUCUCUCCAGGAGUUCCAGACUCUUCCUCCGAGGAGCUAGGUGUGGCUCGACCGCCCUUCAACUUCCGCUACCGGCCCCUGCGCAGACGGAGGCAGGCCCUGGUGACAGCCAAGCCCCCUCACACCCCUGUCUUUCUGGCUGAGUUCCCCAGCACACCCUCUCCCUUCCGCUCCUGCCCGGGUCCUUCUCGCUACACCACUGUGUGACCCAGACGGGGAUAGAGCCUCCUUCAGUAGGGCAUCAACUCUGUGCAACGUUCAUAAAGAAAUGUUCGUUAGGUUGUAUCCUCCUGAACGUAUCUCGAGCAUGACUUUAAAGUUAGGAGACUGGUAUAAAAUGUAGAGUUAAAGUUAGGAGACUGGUAUAAAAUGUAGAGGUAAAGUUAGGAGACUGGUAAAAAAUGUAGAGUUAAAGUUAGGAGACUGGUAUAAAAUGUAGAGGUAAAGUUAGGAGACUGGUAUAAAAUGUAGAGUUUAAGUUAGGAGACUGGUAUAAAAUGUAGAGUUAAAGUUAGGAGACUGGUAUAAAAUGUAGAGUUAAAGUUAGGAGACUGGUAUAAAAUGUAGAGUUUCAUCCUGCAUACGUUUGGUAUAUAAUUUUGUUAAUGACAUCUCUUCUCUGAAAACGUAUUCAGACAGUAAUCGUUAUCUAGCCUGCAGCUUACAUUUCAGAAGUUUCUCUGAGACUUCAGUUCAGACGUUCUCAUCUGAUUCUAAAAACAGCUAAAUAAACUCUUACAAUGUGA